This is a messenger RNA of Pelobates fuscus (common spadefoot toad), 846 nucleotides long. RefSeq names its product serine/threonine-protein phosphatase PGAM5, mitochondrial-like. Gene Ontology annotation, biological process: peptidyl-threonine dephosphorylation; positive regulation of mitochondrial fission. The record is from RefSeq and is a predicted model, not a curated record. NCBI's taxonomy places the organism in Eukaryota, Metazoa, Chordata, Amphibia, Anura, Pelobatidae. Gene Ontology annotation, molecular function: protein serine/threonine phosphatase activity. The transcript is spliced from 6 exons. The coding region runs from base 1 to 795 and encodes 264 amino acids. Gene Ontology annotation, cellular component: mitochondrion.
AUGGUGCCCUCAAUUUGUAAGCAGUCAAACAAGACUGGUUUGACUUGUUUCAUGUGGUCUGCUGGGUGCUGUUUACCGCCUUCACUACUUCUGAUGGAAAGCUGGAAGCUUCUGUUGGCUGUCCUGGGCUCAACCCUGCAUGGGCAGGCUUUCAGCUCUUUGCUGGAAACAGGGAUCAGCAUCUGGUGGACCCCAGUAACCUACUCAGAAGUCGAGUUUUUAAAACCAACAUUGCAAUGUGAUUGCUCAGCAUCCUAUAUUGGGUUCCAUGCUGUCUUUCUUUCUACAGGGCGUGAACAGGCCAGCCUAACAGGACAGCGUCUGGCACUUCUUGCAAGUGAAGGGAAUAACUUUAGCUGCAUUAUUAAUUCGUCAUUGACCAGAUUCACAGAAACUGCUGAUAUCAUCAGUAAGAAUUUACCAGAUAUUAAAAUGUGCAGCUCCAGUCUGCUUCACGAAGGACCUCCAACCCAACCAGUUCCUGCGGAAUCCAAGUGGAUACCAGAUCUUUCUUAUUUUAAAGAUGGCCCACGCAUUGAGGCUGCAUUCAGGAAGUACAUCCACCGUGCAGAUCCAGAACAAACAAAAGACAGUUAUGAAAUAAAAGUCUGCCAUGAUAAUGUGAUCCGCUACUUUGUAUGCAGGGCACUAAAACUCCCACCGGAAGCUUGGCUCCGACUGUCUCUCUAUCAUGGUAGUAUUACAAAGCUGGUGAUAAAACCUGAUGGUGAUGUGUCACUGAAGAUGCUUGGUGAUGCUGGCUUUAUGCCCCCGGGGAAACUCACGAGAGCUUAGCUCUGAGCUGGAUGUCCUCCGAGAGACCUCUGUGUUGGACACACAAGUUAC